AUGGCUUCAGUUGGUGCUAUAUUAUUGUUUCUGCCUGUUGCAUGGACAUGCUCGCCCCAAAAAGCAGACUAUGUAAUGGUGUCAUGUUUCCCCAACGCCAUCAUCGCAAAUGUCCCCGAGUGUCCGUACGGCUGGGAGAUUGAUCAGCUGUCUCUGGGUGGGGUCUGUUACUCUGGGAUACGCAGCCCGGGCUACUUCCGCUUCGUCAUCUCAGACCUGACUCCUAAAAACCACUCGUACUGCGGCACUCUGUCUGAGUACAUACCCGGCAAAGACCCCAGAUACAUCUUCUAUAACUCCAUUGUGUCCAACGAUACUUCACUCACAGUCAGAAACCAGCCGGUGAACUACACCUUCAGCUGCAUUUACCGAGCAGCUUACCUGGUGAACAACGCCGUCUUCAGCCAAAGAGUGGCUACAGUUUAUGUCAACAACGGGAGUUUAGGCACUUUUAGAUCUCAGUUGUCUAUGAGUGUGUUCACGAAUUCAAAGUUCCUGUAUGCCAGGGACGCUCCCUACGUGAUCGACACGUCUGAGAUCGGCUCUGAAGUUUUCAUGGGCAUCGAGGCAAAAGGACUAAGUAACAGAUUUAAAGUUGUAAUAAACAACUGCUGGGCCACUCCCACUCCUUACUCUACAGACAAGAAGAGAUGGAGUCUCAUCUUUAACAGCUGCCCCUCUGACACCACUGUGACUAUAUUUGAGAACGCCAAAGACAGCCGCUCCAUGUUCAAGUUCAACUCUUUCCGCUUCCAACGUCUGGAGAAGGUUUCUACAGUCUGGCUUCAUUGUGAGGUCACGGUGUGUGAUGGAGAGAGACUCAACUGUAUACCUAGCCCGUGCUCUGUGAGAAGUCCGUCAUCUGAGGCAGAACCAAGUGGAGGGAUCCUUACUGCUGAGUUUCAGCUUAAAGGCACUUCACUCUUCAUCCUGCUGCUGGUCCUGAUAAACACUUGCUGUGAUUUAGUCAAUAGAUCUGAGAUGUAGUUUUAAAAAACAUAGAAGACAAUCAAUAAAAACAAACAGAGGGAGCGUCAGCCAGGACUCAGGGAGUGUGAAAUCAUUCCUCCCUCACACUGACAUGAUUGUCUCAUUUUAUUACACAUUUAAUCUGUUAAUUAACACACCUAUCGACGCUUUGGAUUUUCUGUUUAUUCACUUUCAGUUUUGUUCCCAAUA
Molecule: messenger RNA, 1179 nt
Organism: Labrus bergylta (ballan wrasse)
Lineage: Eukaryota; Metazoa; Chordata; Actinopteri; Labriformes; Labridae
Source: RefSeq, a predicted model, not a curated record